GGCUCCCUCACAUCGCAUCUCCAUCGCUCAGCUCAUCGCCUCGCCUCCGCCGGCUCCGGUUUUUGAACACUCAGGCGAAAGUGAGCCGACUGCAACGUCGUCACCCCGGGGACGUUACCGUCGCUCUCCUCUGGGGAAGCCGCACAUCUUGUGUUGACACGUUCCCGUGGUCGCCUUCUCAACUGUGCCCAUCAGUGCCAGUCCGGGUCAGCAUCGCUACGGGCGUGUAAGAGGAGAGGGAGGUCAAACAUGGGCUCCAGCUCCUCCUCCUAUGCCCCCAAAGCCAUUUAUCUGGAUGUGGAUGGGAAAGUACAAAAAGCGGUGUUUAGUCGGCACUGCAGUCCAUGUGACAUUAGGGAGCUUUUGUGUACCUCUUCUAACAUCCCCAGGAACACUGCAAUCAUGAUUGUGGAUGCAGAAGGCGCCUUGGUCUCGAUAGAUCCCACCAUGCCGACCAACUCACCCAACUCAUUGUAUAAAGUUGUCCCCCUGACUACUGGUCAACUCGGGGAGAAGGAGGACAUGUUUCAGAAUGUGCUGUCCCAGGUGGCAGAACAGUUCAGCAGAGCAUUUCGCAUCAAUGAGCUGAAGACGGAGGUCACCAAUAGGCUUGCCAUGCUGGAGAAGAGAGUGGAACUGGAGGGCUUGAAGGUGGUGGAGAUUGAGAAGUGUAAAAAUGAUCUGAGGAAGCUUCGGGAUGAGAUGACAUCGAGGAGUGGCGGCAGGAUAAACUGCCCGUGUAAAUACAAUUUCGACGACGGGAAGAAGGUCACUCCGAGACGAGAUGUUCCCAAUUAUCCAAAGUAUACACUGUCUCAGGAGACUGUCGAGGCACUGAAGAAGCCAACGUUUGACGUCUGGCACUGGGAGCACAACGAGAUGCUGAGCUGUUUGGAGUAUAUGUACCAUGACUUGGGUCUAGUGAAAGAAUUCAACAUGAACCCAAUCACACUCAAACGCUGGCUGUUGGCCAUCCAGGAGAACUACCGCAACAACCCCUUCCACAACUUCCGUCAUUGCUUCUGCGUGAGUCAGAUGAUGUACGGCAUGAUCCACCUCUGCAACCUGCAGGAGAAGCUGACUCUCACUGAUAUGGGCAUUCUAAUGACAGCUGCGGUGUGUCACGACCUGGACCACCCUGGAUACAACAACACCUAUCAAAUCAACGCUCGUACGGAGCUAGCGGUGCGCUACAAUGACAUCUCACCGCUGGAGAAUCAUCACUGCGCGGUGGCUUUCCAAAUUCUUUCCCUUCCCGAGUGCAACAUCUUUGCAAAUGUGGAUCCCGAAGCAUUUAAACAGAUUCGACAGGCUAUAAUCACCCUCAUCCUGGCCACUGACAUGGCCAGACAUGGCGAGAUACUGGACUCAUUCAAGCAGAAAGUGGACAGCUUUGACUUUACCAAUGAGGAGCAUGUAACAUGUCUCAAGAUGGUAUUGAUCAAAUGCUGUGACAUCUCCAAUGAAGUGCGACCGACCGAGGUGGCCGAACCGUGGGUGGACUGUCUUUUGGAGGAGUACUUCAUGCAGGGAGUCAUUGCACAAGGCCAAACACACAAAAGUGAUUCUGAUGUGAUCAACAUCUGCGUCUCCCAGAGUGACCGGGAGAAGUCGGAGGGCCUCCCGGUGGCCCCCUUCAUGGACAGAGACAAAGUCACCAAGCCCACCGCUCAAAUCGGCUUCAUCAAGUUUGUGCUCAUCCCGAUGUUUGAAACAGUCAUGAAGCUUUUCCCUCAAAUUGAGGAGAUCAUGGUUCAACCCCUGAGGGACUCCCGAGACCACUACGAGGAGCUGAAACAAAUUGAUGAUGCCAUGACAGAGGUGUCAGCCGGCCCCGACUCUCAGCAUCACACCAAAAUUGCAAUCAGGGGUCCUCUUUUGUGUUCAAAUUCAGCAAAGACUUUAAGAAGAGCGAGUCUGGUUGAAGACGUUGCGUUUCUGCGUUCUGGCCAUCAACAAACGUCGCGGCGGGAGAGAACAAAGAGACGACACAGCAACAUACUCAACUAAAGUUAGGCACAGAGGGAGCAUCCAAUCUGGAACUUUGACUUAGACUUUUUUGCACUGUGUGUAACAGAGAGGCACCCCCGUGUGACCUUUGUCUGUUUCUUUGUGGAGUUAACGUUGGCUAGCUCUGUCUGUUUGUUUGUGUUUGUUGACAGCACUCCAAACACUCCGAAGAACAGAUUUUCUAAAACCACAUAAACAGAAAAAACGAUUCUGAUAAUUGCCAAGAACUCAUAUUUUGGUUGUUUUCAUUGUUCUACUCAUUCUACAUUUCUCCACUGAUUUAAACCAUUGCCCUCAUUUAAAAUGUAAUAUGUUUGUUCAAGGCCAUCGUGGGAAGUCCCAUUCGUCAAAUUCCAAAAUUGUCCAAAUUCAAUCCCCAAAUGCCAUGUUAUUCCCUCUUUCUUCCACAUUUUGACCAAUUCAAACCAUUCCAAUUUAUUCUUCAGCUCAUUUGCGGUAAAUUUCAUUACUCCCCUUCUCAUCUGGAUUAUCCGUGAAACUAUUCCCAUUGCCCAAAUAAAAAUUUAAAAUCCCACAUUGA
This is a messenger RNA of Syngnathus acus (greater pipefish), 2551 nucleotides long. It is a transcript of the gene pde9al, whose product is annotated as phosphodiesterase 9A like. Lineage: Eukaryota; Metazoa; Chordata; Actinopteri; Syngnathiformes; Syngnathidae. Gene Ontology annotation, biological process: cGMP catabolic process. Bases 250 to 2010 code for a protein of 586 amino acids. The record is from RefSeq and is a predicted model, not a curated record. The transcript is spliced from 20 exons. Gene Ontology annotation, molecular function: 3',5'-cyclic-GMP phosphodiesterase activity.